AUGUAUGGUGUUUUGGCAGAUAAACUUGUUCAGGAUGCAAGAAGAACCGCCAAUUUAGAGACACUGCCGUUAUAUCCCACCGAUCUAGUGCGAGCCGUAGUAAGAGAGACACAAGACCAGUAUCAAAGGGCACUGGCAUACCAUGACAGCACCGACGGGCUCUCAUCACAGGACCGUGUGGCGAUGUGUGCAUUGUUUGUUGCUCAAUUAUGCGUACGCCGAAACAAACGAUGUUUGCUGGCCCAUGAAAACCUGAGAGCCUCUCGUUUAGACCAAGCGGUCUGGGCAGAACAAGAACUAAGUGCUGAAACUAUGAGCAAUUUAAGCGCACCGGAGCAGGUGUAUCUCCGGGAAUACACAGAGCUGGUAUCGGACUAUAAAGGAGAGUGGACUGAAGUUGAUUUGACGGGUAGUUUAGAUCCCCCUAAAGAAAUCUACGUUGAAGUGAGAGUUCUUCAAGACGCAGGUGAGGUUCAAACAGAAUACGGUGUAUUCAACCUCACCAAGGACUCGCAGUUCUUUGUUCGGCAAGCUGAUGUUCAAAGGCUGAUCCAACAAGGAUUCGUUCAGCUAAUCUAA
This is a messenger RNA of Wickerhamiella sorbophila, 579 nucleotides long. RefSeq names its product DNA replication complex GINS protein PSF1. Gene Ontology annotation, cellular component: GINS complex. Gene Ontology annotation, biological process: DNA replication; DNA strand elongation involved in mitotic DNA replication. The record is from RefSeq and is a predicted model, not a curated record. The transcript has a single exon. Lineage: Eukaryota; Fungi; Ascomycota; Dipodascomycetes; Dipodascales; Trichomonascaceae. The coding region runs from base 1 to 579 and encodes 192 amino acids.